AUGAACAUGCUAGGCACCGAUGGACGAAACCACUCCUCCGCGUCUGACUCGCACGGGCGGCCGUCGAAUUUGAGCAUUGGCCCUACAGACAUCUCUCAUCCUGACCCCUCCCUCUCGUUGUCCUCCUCCCCAAAGAUGCUGGCGGCCGAUGCUCCUAGUACCUUCUUUCAUGACUACUCGGAGCAAGAAGCCUCCCCUGGCUCCGCCACAUUUCGUCCCGGAACCGCCCAGACAUACACAAGUGAGCCGCUCGACUUGGAUUUCAAUGUUGACCACCGGAGACCCUCGGUAGCUAGUGCUAUGACUGCCAGUAGCCAAGGUUCGAAAUCCAGUACGGGUGCACUGUUCCGAAAGAAGCUGCAGGGGUUUUUCGGCGACGAAUACCAAGGCAAUGGAGAAUCCAAGCACGAUUCGGACAACAACACUCAGACGUCGAUCUCGAAGCCGUCGUCGAUCGACUACUUCAGAGCUCGAGAACGAGCCAAUUCAGAUGGAUCACGCAGCACCGCGGAUAUCUCACACGAUAGGAACCAUUCAAACCACACGAGACCUAAAACCCCUCUCCCGUCCAGCGAAAUAACCCCCUGGAUGUACCAAAGCUUCAACGAUAUACCUCAAUUCGGAGAGGCUCCCGUCCGCCAAGCGCCCACAACCGAAGGGCAGCGUGCGGCCGCGGCCCAAAGAGAUCCUAAUCGGAGACACUUUAGCGGCCACCGCCACUCUCGGAGCAAAGAAGAAAAGCCAACGGCGGCAGGUGAUCUUGCUGGCUACCCAGCCCGUCCGGCAACGGGGCGAGACGAUCUUUCGCUUGGACUUCACCCAUCUAGGGAAGGUAGUCUCAAUUAUCCGACUCCAAUGACCUCGACAACAACCCUGGGACGUGCCACCAGUCCUACACCCAGCGUUCAAAGUGCCUACGCCAAGGGCCAGGGCCAGAAUUCUCCGAAUGCUCAGCCGGGGAAACGUUCUUUCCUCGACAAGAUACGUCGCCCAAAGCAUGGACACUUGAAAAAUCUAGCGACCGGGAAAGCCGUGCAGGAAACCACCAAAGCUGCUGCAUCGAAAUUGGCACGGAGAGAAGCUUCUCCCGCCAGACGUGGGAGACAGGGAAGCAUUGAGAGUGCGACAUCUUCUAGGUAUAAUGACGGAGAAAGCGACCGGAAAAAGGAUAGUAAAGGCCUAGUGAUUGGCUCAUCUAAGCUACGCGCCCGGCGAGGUGCGGGCAAUGAGUACCCAGCUGGCAAAGACCCCAGGUUCUCAGAUGAUUCCAAUAUGUGGGCUCUCGACACAGACCUCUCGCAUAUGGAGGGCAUCGUCAACCCGCCGUCUCCAAGUGAACGGGGUCGGAUGCCAGAUGGAGCUUUCGCGCAGAUAGAAGAUCGGUCGAACCGAGAUAACCUCCCCGCCGGGAACUGGGAUGCGCCCGAGAGUUGGCAUGUUAAGAAGCAGAAGGAUGAUAUAUCAUCCCUACUGCCAGAUGAUGGCGUUGAGCAGCCUGGUCCGACCAUCUCCGAACCCGACGGCGUGGGUUAUUUCAUACGAGUGUUUCGCGCUGACUCGACCUUCGCGACUCUUUCGGCUGGUUUAUAUGCGACUGUUGCUGAUGUCCUCUUACUCCUCGGUCGAAAAUCUUUCCUCACUGAUCAUCUAAAUAAUUAUGAGUUAGUGAUGCGAAAGAAUGAUCUCUCCAGGCAGCUCGGCCCGAGUGAGAUGCCCAUUCUCAUGCAGAAGCGCAUGCUCGAACAAGUUGGUUAUACCGAGAAGGACAAGAUUGAGGAGAUUGGCCGCGAAGACCAUAGUUAUAUUCUUCGAUUCACCUUCCUCCCAGCCCGUAUUAGUGGCUACAGCAGUCUCGAGAGCGAGCCCGUCCUCAACAAAAACCAGAAAUUCAGUCACGUGGAUCUAUCGAACCGAAGCCUGGUCACUAUUCCGAUUACCCUUUACAAGAAGGCGCCCGAGAUCAUAUCAUUGAACCUCUCCAAGAAUUUAUCGUUGGAUGUGCCUAAGGAUUUCAUUCAGGGGUGUAUCAAUCUACGAGAAAUAAAGUUCAUCGGCAACGACGCUCUUCGAUUGCCUGCGAGUUUCGGCCUUGCAAGUCGACUGACAUAUCUUGAUAUAUCGAACAAUCGGAUAGAAGACUUGAGUCAUGCUAACCUGGAUAGAUUGCAUGGUCUUGUCAGCAUCAAGAUGGCCAAUAAUAGGCUAACAGAGCUUCCCGCCUACUUUGGCAAUUUCCAAUAUCUGCGGAGCUUGAACAUAUCAUCGAAUAACUUCCAAAUCUUUCCAGAGCUGCUCUGUGGCCUUAAGUGCCUUGUGGACUUGGACAUCAGCUUCAACAACAUUUCCCAAUUGCCUCACUUGGGGCGGUUGACGACACUCGAGCGAAUUUGGAUGACAAAUAACAUUGUGAGGGGUUCGCUUGAUGAUGUUUUCCGAGGUCUCGACAAUCUCAGGGAAAUCGACGCGAGGUUCAAUGAAAUCACUAAUAUUGACUGCCUUUGCCUCCUUCCACGGUUAGAGCAACUGGUCAUUGGCCACAAUGCCAUUUCGAAAUUCAAGGGAUCAUUUCCUAGAUUGCGGACUUUGAUCCUCGAUCACUGUCCCAUGACACAAUUCGACAUUGAUGGACCUGUUCCAACAUUAACAUCUCUGAACAUCGCUUCCGCAAAGCUGGUUCAGUUCAAGGACACGCUGUUCGAGCACCUGCCCAAUCUGCAGAAGCUGAUUCUUGACAAGAAUCAUCUCGUAUCAAUGUCGCCCCAUAUCGGAAAAUUGCGCAGGCUCGACCAUUUUAGCAUGAUCAAAAAUCCCCUGGCCUCGCUACCUGCCACCAUUGGCUGCUUGACCGAGCUCAAGUAUCUGAAUCUAAGGGAAUGCAAUCUUCGGCGACUGCCACCCGAGAUUUGGCACUGCCUCAGGCUGGAGACUCUGAAUGUUUCAUCAAAUGUGCUGGAAGGUUUCCCUAAGCAUGGCAGUCCCCAACCUCAGCUUCCACUUGACGCAGCUGCUGCAACACCUGCAGUGACACCAGGAUUGUCGAAUAAUCCUAACUACGAAGACCUCGGCGCAGUUGAUGAAAAGGAAGCACGCCGGCCAAGCCAAGCAUCAGGAGCUGGUGCACUUAGCACCGGAGGUUCACCAAACGGGACUGCUUAUCGAAAACCCUCUAUCGCCUCAUCAUUAGGCCAGGGGGGACGGAAAGUGUCCGCUGCGUCUCGUUCGCUCACUGAUGGAAGCCCGUCUUCCCGCAAAGACUCCAAUUUCUCACAACACGUUGCAACGACAUUUGGAGGAUCACUGAGGAAUCUCUACCUAGCAGACAACCGAUUGGAGGACGAUAUUUUCCGAGAAUUAUCGCUGAUCCCGGAGUUACGCGUCGUCAAUCUUUCCUACAACGAAUUGACAGAGCUUCCUCAAGGAUUAUUGCGACGUUGGCCAUUGUUGACCGAGUUAUACCUUUCGGGCAACGAGCUCACCUCCCUCCCGUCCGAUGAUCUCGAAGAAGGCAGCAACCUCAAGGUCCUGCACAUCAAUGCGAACCGAUUUCAAGUCCUUCCGGCCGAACUCUGCAAAGUCAGCAAGCUUGCAAUUUUGGAUGUUGGAAGCAAUGCCCUCAAGUACAAUGUCUCUAACUGGCCGUAUGACUGGAAUUGGAAUUGGAAUCGUAACCUGAAAUACCUCAACUUCUCCGGUAACAAACGAUUGGAGAUCAAACCUCAUGCGUCCUCAUUGGGAACGCCCAUCACACCUGGAACAGAUUUGACUGACUUCAACUCCCUGACGCACCUCCGCGUUCUCGGCUUGAUGGACGUCACCCUCACAAUCUCCACAAUACCCGAAGAGACAGAGGAUCGUCGUGUCCGGACUUCCGCUUCCCUAGCUGGGUCUCUUGCAUACGGUAUGGCCGAUUUUCUGGGCAAAAGCGAACAUCUUUCUAUCUUUGAUAUGAUUGUUCCUCGACUCAAGCCCGACAAAGUGGAGACAGUGGUAGGGAUGUUUGACGGUCAGUCUCAGUCUACUGGAGGAUCUAGAAUCGCCAAAUUCUUGCACGAGAAUUUCAUAAACACAUUCUCAUCCGAGCUCAAACGGAUUCGGACCGAAGACUUGGAGACCCCACUAGAUGCACUCAGACGAGCAUUUUUGACCCUAAAUAAGAACAUGGCAUCUGCGUGUUACAAAUCGAUUGACCAAGAUGUGCGUCACUACCAGGAAGAUCCUGCGGAUCAGAAGAAGGUUCGGUUGAACAAGGAGGAUGUUCAUUCAGGCGGAGUUGCCACGGUGAUCUACUUGAAUAACAUGGAUCUGUUUGUUGCCAAUGUUGGGGAUGCACAGGCUAUCCUUGUCAAAUCCGAUGGCUCGUUGAAGCAUUUGACCCGAAACCAUGAUCCUGCAGAAUCCCACGAAAGGGCAAGGAUUCGCGCUGCAGGCGGAUUUGUCUCCCGCAACGGUAAACUGAAUGAUACCCUUACUGUCUCAAGAUCGUUCGGCCACUUCCAGAUGAUGCCUGCAGUUAUCGCGGCACCCCACACGAUGCAUCUUAAUCUCACAGAACAGGAUGAGAUGAUCAUUCUGGCGUCAAGAGAACUGUGGGAUUAUGUGACUCCGGACCUUGUUGUGGAUGUCGCUAGAGCUGAGCGAAGAGAUCUCAUGAUAGCUGCACAAAAGAUCAGAGACCUCGCUAUUUCAUUUGGAGCUAACAAUAAACUCAUGGUCAUGAUUUUGGGCGUGAGUGAUCUGAAGAAACGGGAGAAGAUAAGGUUGAGACCCAGCCUCUCCAUGGUCGGACCUCCCGAGGAUCAAAUCAUACCCAGUACGAAGCGUACCAAAAAACCGCGUGAUACCCCUGGCGAUUCCAGACUCGCACGCUUUGACUAUGUGGACGCUCCUGUUGGAGAACUCGCUAUCAUUUUCACCGAUAUCAAGAAAUCCACAAGCCUCUGGGAAACUUGCCCGGACGCGAUGCGCUCAGCUAUCCAGAUUCAUAACGACAUUCUCCGUCGUCAGCUGGGUAUCAUCGGUGGCUAUGAGGUGAAAACGGAGGGUGACGCUUUUAUGGUCGCGUUCUCGACAACUACGGCCGCUUUGCUUUGGUGCUUUAACUGCCAGACGCAGCUUCUGGAAGCGGAGUGGCCAACCGAAAUUCUUGAACAGCCACAGUGCCAGGUUCAGUACGACAUGGAGAACAACGUAAUCUUCCGCGGGUUGUCCGUCCGCAUGGGUAUACAUUGGGGUGAACCUGUUUGCGAAAAGGAUCCGGUGACCAAUCGCAUGGACUAUUUUGGUCCAAUGGUCAACCGUGCCUCACGUAUCUCUGCCGUCGCAGAUGGUGGACAGAUCUUUGUGUCCUCAGAUUUCAUGAGUGACAUUCAACGCAACUUGGAAGUAUUUGCUGAUAGCGAACGGGCUGCCUCGACUGGCUCCGAAGAGAGUUAUGCUGUGGACAACCUGGGGUAUAAUAUCCGACGCGAGCUACAGCAGCUCAAUAGCCAAGGCUUUGUGAUUAAGGAUCAGGGUGAGCGAAAGCUGAAGGGCCUUGAGAAUCCGGAGCCGCUCUAUUUGAUCUACCCCCAUUCACUCUCAGGGCGUCUGACGACCUUGGACAAGGAUGCGUCCAAUGAGCAUGCCCCAACCACCAUCAGCAAGCACUCGCAGCUCGAGAUCCAAACGGAUCUCAUCUGGCGGCUGUGGGAACUGACUCUCCGGAUAGAGAGGCUCUGUGGCGCCUUGGAGUAUCCUGGUGAAGUCCGACUCAAGGAACCGAACGUUGCCUUGUUCAACGUUGUGAAGAACCAUGGCGGCGAACUUGCAGAUUCAACUGUGGUCAGCCUGGUGGAACAACAGGUGACGCGUAUCGAGGUCUGCGUCAACACUCUGUCCAUUCGGCACAUGCUGCGACCAUUCAAACCAGGCGAUCAACUCAGUGACCAUGCCACGCCCAUUGCUGAUCUCAUGCAAGAAUUGCAAAACCGGCUUGAAGAGUACCGUGUUCUCAAGGAACAGGUAGCUGUUAGUGCGGGCACUAGAACAAGCCACAGAUGA
This is a messenger RNA of Aspergillus saccharolyticus JOP 1030-1, 6039 nucleotides long. It is a transcript of the gene acyA, whose product is annotated as adenylate cyclase acyA. The coding region runs from base 1 to 6039 and encodes 2012 amino acids. The transcript is spliced from 3 exons. Lineage: Eukaryota; Fungi; Ascomycota; Eurotiomycetes; Eurotiales; Aspergillaceae. Gene Ontology annotation, biological process: intracellular signal transduction; cAMP biosynthetic process. Gene Ontology annotation, molecular function: protein binding; adenylate cyclase activity; magnesium ion binding. The record is from RefSeq and is a predicted model, not a curated record.